Telopea speciosissima is the source of this 818-nucleotide messenger RNA. Its product is annotated as adenylate kinase isoenzyme 6 homolog. The transcript is spliced from 3 exons. Gene Ontology annotation, molecular function: ATP binding; ATP hydrolysis activity; AMP kinase activity. Gene Ontology annotation, cellular component: nucleus; cytoplasm. The record is from RefSeq and is a predicted model, not a curated record. Bases 33 to 560 code for a protein of 175 amino acids. NCBI's taxonomy places the organism in Eukaryota, Viridiplantae, Streptophyta, Magnoliopsida, Proteales, Proteaceae.
GAGAGAGAGAGAGAGAGAGAGAGAGAGAGAGGAUGGCGCAAAGUAGCAGGAAGAAGCCAAACAUACUGGUGACGGGAACCCCAGGGACGGGCAAGACGACCUUAGCGUCUCUGCUGGCCGACGCCACUCAGCUUCGCCAUACAAACGUCGGCGACCUUGUCAAGCAGAAGAACUUACACGAUGGUUGGGACGAUGAAUUCGAGUGUCACAUCAUCAACGAAGAUUUGGUUUGUGACGAACUUGAGGACAUGAUGGAAGAAGGGGGCAACAUUGUAGAUUACCAUGGUUGUGAAUUUUUCCCCGAGCGUUGGUUCGAUCAUGUUGUCGUCCUUCAGACUGACAAUUCUGUGUUGUACGAUCGAUUGAGUAGCAGGGGUUACAUGGGGACAAAGCUCACAAACAAUAUUGAAUGCGAAAUUUUUCAAGUGUUGCUGGAGGAAGCAAAAGCAUGCUACCCAGAGGACAUUGUGGUGGCAAUGCAGAACGACUGUGUUGAUGACAUAAGUAGAAAUGUUACCAUAUUGACAGAAUGGGUGAGAAAUUGGCAGCCUGCUUCAUAAGCACAUUAUCAUUGCCAUUCCAGGCUUGUUCUUCAUCGAUAACAUCUAAAGGAGCUUCAAUGACUUGUUUCCUCUGCUUGAGAAGAUGUGUACAUGGAAGAUUUUUAGGAGAGAUGCCUCGUUAUCAGGUUUUGUUGCCUUUGAGAAUAAGUUUACUUGAUCUUACUUUAGUCAAAGAUUUCUAAUCUUGGGAAAAGUGAAUAUUGCAUUCAGUUUUAAUAGAUAAGGGGAAAAACUCUACAUCUUUUAUAUUGGAUC